Molecule: messenger RNA, 962 nt
Organism: Arabidopsis lyrata subsp. lyrata
Lineage: Eukaryota; Viridiplantae; Streptophyta; Magnoliopsida; Brassicales; Brassicaceae
Product: B3 domain-containing protein At2g31420
Molecular function (GO): DNA binding
Source: RefSeq, a predicted model, not a curated record
UGUAAUUAUUAAAAAUAAAAAUAAAAAACAUUGAGAACUAAGAAUAAGAAAUUAUCAUUAGAAGAUUCUAUAAUCUUCUUAGGGUUUAACUUAUUCUUAUAUUAACUAAUCUUAGUAAGAACGUGAUUAAAAUUUUGCUAUAUAAGAAGAUCACAAUGUUCUCUCUCUUAAGCUUGUUAUUAAAUCUCUUCCUUAAUUCUUGUAGUUCUGGUCGCACAAUGGAGAAUUCAGAUAUUUGUAAGUUUUGGAAACUAGAUAUGUUGGAAGAAUCAGCUCAAAUAGUUUACAAAGAAAAAAAGAGAAUCAUUGUCGACAUCCCGAGUCCCGAAACACGCGAUUCGAUACCAGACUGGCUUGUGAAAGUGAUGAGAAAAGAGAAUGGAUACGAUCCAAAGCUAAUCAUAAAGAGGAAGCAGCUGGUUCAAACUGAUCUCAACACAACCCAAUCGUGUCUCUCAAUGCAUCUCAGCCAGUUAAAAAAUACAGAUUUUUUGACAAAGGGAGAACAAUUUUUGAAGACUGAAAAGGAAGGUUUGAAAGUGGUUUUGGUGGAUCCUAAGUCGCGUAAGCAUGACGUUGAUUUAAGGAAGUGGAAAGGUAAUGGAUACGGGGUUUGGAAAUAUGUGUUCAAUAAUGGUUGGAACAAAGUGAUUGCCACAAAAAUCUUUGAAGUCAAUCACAUGAUUGAAAUCUGGUCCUUUCGAGAUGGAAGUGGAAAAAUUUGUUUUGCUCUCUCUUCUCCGACCAAAUCUGAUGAGUGCAGCUUUCGUCCUUCAUCAAGUCGUCACAACGUUGCUUGAGUCACAAGUAACAAAGGAAUUUGUUUUCAGACUUUUUUGGAGUUUUUUUUUUGUUUUUCUAUUGUUGAGUUAGAGGUUGGAUAUUUGUCCAAUAACCUUAUUUUCUGAAUUAAUUUAUUUUAAUUUGAUUGGUAAUAAUGCUGAUUUAUUAACAAAAAAACA